CCAAGCGGAUCCUACUCAACACCAACUUUUCAGAGAAAUGUCUCAAACUAAUGUUGAAGGAUUUCAACGUCUUUUUGAAUGUUAUGAUAUUGGCAAAGAUCGAUUACAAAGUAUAUAUAAACAAGACAUUGAAAAAUCAAUGCCACGUAAUACAUCCGGUCGACGUAGUCAAAAUAUUAUUGUUGAUAGUUUCACCCAGCAGCAAAAACGUCAUAAAGAAGAGAAGUCAAAAACAACAAAAAAAAACAUUAAAUUACAUAAG
Messenger RNA from Dentiscutata heterogama, 262 nucleotides. Lineage: Eukaryota; Fungi; Glomeromycota; Glomeromycetes; Diversisporales; Gigasporaceae. The record is from the annotation of a GenBank genome assembly.